CCUGCCGUGUAGUUUGUGGCUCCGCCCCCAGGUCAGGACUCCGGGAGUAGCAGCUGGCUGCAGAUCCCUCCCGAGGAACAUGCGGUUAUUUCUACCUACUUCGGGGGACAUCACCACCUCCUUUUCCACAUGGAGUGAGCUUCGUUUUGGAAACGCGUCAAACCAAACACAGCCGUAUUGUUACAGUGGCCACACGGGAAGCACGGUGCUACAAGGAGUCACCUUUGGCGGGAUCCCUACUGUUUUGGUAUUGGAUGUGGCCUGCUUUGUGCUGUUACUGUUUCUCUUCUCCUUUAUUCGUAAGAAGUUCUGGGACUACGGCCGCGUGGCCCUUGUGUAUGACGCAGACAGCUCCUAUGAAGCAAAAUCACCUUCAGUUAAUGAGGAGCUGGAAAGGGACAAGGGCUUCUGUUCCUGGAUAUCGGCCCCGUUCCACAUGCGUGAUGAAGACAUCUACGAGCGGUGCGGUGAGGACGCCUGCCACUACUUGUCAUUCCAGCGCCACAUCAUAUUCUUCCUAGUUGUCGGCAAUCUCCUGUGUAUGGUCGCCAUAUUGCCGGUCAAUCUGUCUGGUAGUCUGCUUGAUGCCGAUCCUCUAAGCUUUGGAAGGACAACCAUUGCUAAUCUUCAGCUUGAAGACGGCCUGCUGUGGCUUCAUACGGUCAUUGGAGUGGUCUUUCUCAUCCUCAUUGUCUUCCUCAUGAGACAUCAUACAUCUGCCAUCAAGUACAAGGAUGAAGAUACGGUGAAACAGACUCUUUUUAUCAGAGGACUACCUCGCCACUCCAGAAGAGACUCCAUCAAGAGACACUUUACUGAGGCUUAUCCCACCUGCCGAGUGAUGGAAGUCCACUUGUGCUACGAUGUCUCUAAACUAAUCUGGAUCAACAUUGAGAGGAGGAAAGCUGAAAAGAGUCUGACUUAUUACAACGAUCUUCUCAACAAUACUGGAGAGUACGCCUUAAUAAACCCCAAGCCGUGUGGGCAGUUAUGCUGCUGUGUUACGCCUGGGUGUGAGCGGGAGGAUGCAAUUGGAUAUUACACGAGGAUGAGAGAUAAGCUGCUGGAAGAGUAUACAGCUAAUAUGGAGGUAGUUCUAAAUGCUCCACUCGGUAUGGCCUUUGUCUCGUUCUCUGACAAGUCUAUGGCAACUUUUAUCCUGAAGGAUUUCAACGCUGUUAAGUGUCACGGACAAAAGUGUUCCACCCAACCCCAACCAUCCAGCCUCAGCAAACAGCUUUCUGCCUUGCAAUGGUCUGUCUCCUACGCCACCUACCCAGAGAAUAUCUCCUGGGAGAAUAUGUCGGUGCACGGAGUGAGAUGGUGGGCCCGUUUCAUCGGCAUCAAUUUUAUCCUCUUCAUUGUGCUGUUCUUCCUGACAACGCCAUCAAUUAUUAUUACUACAAUGGACAAGUUCAACGUCACCAAACCCAUCUACUACCUAAAUAAUCCAAUCAUCAGUCAGUUCUUCCCAACUUUGCUGCUGUGGUCGUUCUCUGCACUGCUGCCCACGUUCGUGUACUAUUCCACCCUCUUCGAAGCCCACUGGACAAAAUCUGCAGAAAACCGGAUUAUGAUGCACAAAGUGUACAUCUUCCUGAUAUUCAUGGUCCUAAUUUUGCCAUCUCUUGGCCUCACCAGCUUAGACGUUUUCUUCCGAUGGCUAUUUGACAAGACCCUGGAUGGUCCCUUCAGACUGGAGUGUGUAUUCCUUCCUGACCAGGGGGCCUUCUUUGUCAACUAUGUAAUCGCCUCGGCCUUUAUCGGGAAUGGGCUGGAAUUGAUGCGUCUUCCAGGGCUCAUCUUGUACACCGUCCGCAUGGUUCUGGCCAAGUCCGCAGCGGAAAGGCGGAAUAUUAAGCAGCACCAGGCUUAUGAAUUUCAGUUUGGAGCGAUGUACGCUGGGAUGCUUUGUGUUUUCACAGUCAUCAUGGCUUACAGCAUCACAUGUCCCAUUAUUAUGCCUUUCGGUCUGAUCUACAUGCUUCUUAAACAUCUGGUGGAUCGGUACAACCUAUUCUACGCCUAUCUCCCCACCAAACUGGAUAAGAAGAUCCACUUCUCAGCUGUCAGUCAGUCUCUGGCUGCCCCCAUAUUGUGUCUCAUGUGGCUGUUUUUCUUCUCUCUCCUGCGGAUGGGAUUGAAAGCCCCGACUCUGUUCACACUGGUCAUCAUUCUCCUGACCGUUCUGGUCUCCAUUUUGUAUGCUUGUUUUGGCUGCUUCAAACAUCUCAGCCCACACAAUUACAAGAUAGCGGAAUCACAGGCCGGCACAGAGUCCCCAAUAGAAGAAGAGGACAUUCCCCGGAGGUCACCUAUGUACGUCCCCAGUGUAUUACAUUCUGUGGGUAUGGAUAAGGAACCCCAUCGAACCUAUGGAACUAUGGAAGAGCAGACGGAACCUGUCACUACAGACGACCGGCAAGCAUUUUUUGAUGAAUCCUGAGCACAAUGUAAUGACCAGGAAUUGCCACAAGAGGGAGACAUUACUCCUGUAAAAAUCUCCAGUAUGAAAUCAUGUGUUUAGAGGAGAAAGAACAUAUAAAAUGAUUUUUGA
Nanorana parkeri is the source of this 2557-nucleotide messenger RNA. It is a transcript of the gene TMEM63A, whose product is annotated as transmembrane protein 63A. The transcript is spliced from 23 exons. The coding region runs from base 80 to 2446 and encodes 788 amino acids. Gene Ontology annotation, cellular component: plasma membrane. Gene Ontology annotation, molecular function: calcium-activated cation channel activity; nucleic acid binding. The record is from RefSeq and is a predicted model, not a curated record. NCBI's taxonomy places the organism in Eukaryota, Metazoa, Chordata, Amphibia, Anura, Dicroglossidae.